AUGUCCGAUACGUUAGAGAGGAAUCGUGGGGAGAAAGCACAUUUAACUAAGACGCCUUCUCACAGUCAAGUAUUUUUACAUAAAACGAAUACAAAUUUAAUUAAAAGUUACGCCGAUAAAAACGAAAAUCAUGUAACAAAGUCCUUACAAAAAGGACGGAAGACAUUUGCGUUUUGGACUCUCCUUUGUUUGUUAUUUGUGCUGGCUAUUGGGAAUUUAAUUUUAACUUUCACCAUUUUAGCAGUAGUGAGACUUGGAGAUGGUUUGGAGAGCAUGGAGUUCUUAACAGAACAUAAUGCUAUAAAGUUUUUUGGUGAAACAAAUUUAGACCAUGUUUACAAAAGAGAUGGACUGAUUGAAAGCUUUCAAGACACACCCAUGAGUAUAACCAGCGAGAAUGGAUCUGUGUUAUUUAAUUUAUUAACAAGACUUUCCCGUUCAGACACAAAGCUAGUGGUGAACACGUCAGGUAUCUUCAUCAAAGGAGUACAUUCAUUAGAGUUGAUGGACCCUGAAACUGGGGAGCAAGUGUUCAGCACGGCCAACCCCGAGGUUACCAUUACUGAUGUCAUAAAGAAUUUACAUGCAAAGCAAGUAUCAACCAAACGGAUCUCAUCACCUGUGGACGAGGACCUGACCUUCCGCUCCGAGACGUCAGCCUACCUCCGAGGGUCUGAAGGCACCCACAUGGAGUCCAAGGAACUGUAUUGGAGUGCAGACCAGGAUAUCUACCUGAAGUCCAUCAACGGUUCAGUAGUGCUCAGCGGAAAGGAGGGGGUCUUCAUAGAUGUGAGAUAUCUUCCCAUAGCAUUGCCAUUGAAUAAGGAGAAAUACCAUGGCACAGGGCAGUUUAAGGUGUGUGUUUGUAUGCCACAGGGCAAGUUGUUCAGGAUAGCGGUGCCUAACGGAUUGAAAGUGACAUGUUCUCAUGUCAAUAUGACUGGAGAGUUGAAUCCUUGCGCU
Molecule: messenger RNA, 963 nt
Organism: Brenthis ino (lesser marbled fritillary)
Lineage: Eukaryota; Metazoa; Arthropoda; Insecta; Lepidoptera; Nymphalidae
Source: the annotation of a GenBank genome assembly